AUUUUUUCACAGGAUCAGUACCAGCCAAAAAGGCUCUGGUUUCCAAACCCGCAGAAAGAAGGGUAUCAUAAAAAAGCUCGCAACUACAGAGGGAAUCAGUUAAAGUCAAUCCUGCGAAUCUAUCGAUGGGUGGGAAUGCCGAUGAUCAGCGCUAUGGACGGUGGCCGCGCCGGUUACUUCACGUUCCCACCAUGACGUCGCUCGAAUGGCAACCCGGCAACCGCUACGGCGCGUCGAUAUGUCCCCCGUACAAUACGCUAUCGUAUACCUGGGGCAGAUUCGUUUUGAGAGAAGAGCAGAUGCCGCAUGUCCAGGCAUUGCCGGUCAGGUUCCAAGGCCACAGGACUUGGAGUAUUCCACGCAUCAAUCCUCAGCACUUCACCGUGGACGAAUUCCAGGCCGCCGUACAACUCGCCGUACAAGUAAAUGAGACAACGGAGAAAAACGUCGAACACCUGUGGCUCGAUAUUGCUUGCAUUGACCAGGAGCACGCAAGAACAAAGCACGCCGAGAUAAACCGGCAAGCUAUAAUUUUCCAGCAUGCGCACACAUCAAGUGUGUGGUUAACUCACAUCGAUGAAUGCACGCUCACUGAGGCCAUCCAUCGACUUCGUGGAGUCCACAAUCCAUGGUCAUCUAUCACACUCCCCGAUGGCCGAGUAUACGCGAUUCCACAUCAGAGCAAGGAUAUGGAGAUUGAGACGGCGAAGCACUGGCUACGGAUUUGGCUGCAGCCAGUCCAAGAUGCCAUUCAGAAAGCUCUGCUUGACACGGCCGCGACCGGGGAGCAAAUGGAAGCUCAGCGCUUCGGCAAUUCUACCUUCCUGGGCACAGUCAUUUUCUUCCUGGCCCCGGGCGGUACGGCGAGCGACGAAUCGACAUCAUCCAGCCAGUCCCCUCGUCUUAUGCAAACUAUCUGUGGUGCAUGGCUCCGCCUACUUCCACGGCAGGCUGUGCUCCCUAUAUGA
Trematosphaeria pertusa is the source of this 968-nucleotide messenger RNA. RefSeq lists its product as uncharacterized. The transcript is spliced from 2 exons. Lineage: Eukaryota; Fungi; Ascomycota; Dothideomycetes; Pleosporales; Trematosphaeriaceae. Bases 126 to 968 code for a protein of 280 amino acids. The record is from RefSeq and is a predicted model, not a curated record.